AUGGCAGCCACACUUCAAGAUCUCGCCCGCUAUGUCGACCCAACCAAGCCAAGCUUUCUUCUCUCGGCUGCGUCAAUUGCCUUCAACCCGACUUUCUGGAACAUUGUCGCUCGUCAAGAGUACAACAACAAGCUUCUGACGAACCUGUUCGGUGGCCGAUCCCGCACAGCCUGCUACGGUCUCGCCGCGACCAUCUUCUCGCUCGGCCUCUUCCGCGACUUCCUCUACAAGACCGCCAUUAGCGAGCAACCCACGCACCCAUUGCUAACGAGCGUCUACUCCCAAGCCGCGGCCUACACCCUCAUCGCCCUCGGAAACACAUUUGUCAUCUCGUCGACAUGGCGCCUCGGCAUCACCGGCACCUUCCUGGGCGAUUACUUUGGCAUCCUCAUGGACGAGAUGGUCACCGGGUUCCCAUUCAACGUCGUCGGUGCGCCCAUGUACUGGGGCUCCACCAUGAGCUUCCUGGGCACCGCGCUUCUCUUUGCUAAGCCAGCAGGACUCGCGCUGACCUUCUGGGUGUUCCUCGUGUACGUCGUGGCCCUGCGCUUCGAGGACCCGUUCACGUCCGAAAUCUACGCCAAGCGCGAGCGCGAGAGGUCGGGCAAAAAGCAGAAAUAA
Messenger RNA from Emericellopsis cladophorae, 621 nucleotides. RefSeq lists its product as uncharacterized. Gene Ontology annotation, biological process: phosphatidylcholine biosynthetic process. Gene Ontology annotation, molecular function: S-adenosylmethionine-dependent methyltransferase activity. NCBI's taxonomy places the organism in Eukaryota, Fungi, Ascomycota, Sordariomycetes, Hypocreales, Bionectriaceae. The record is from RefSeq and is a predicted model, not a curated record. The transcript has 4 exons. The coding region runs from base 1 to 621 and encodes 206 amino acids.